Molecule: messenger RNA, 562 nt
Organism: Mycotypha africana
Lineage: Eukaryota; Fungi; Mucoromycota; Mucoromycetes; Mucorales; Mycotyphaceae
Exons: 2
Coding region: 195-494 (99 amino acids)
Source: RefSeq, a predicted model, not a curated record
UCAAUAUACAACAAUCAGAAUCCAAAUGUAAAACUAACAUAUUUAUUAAUCCACGAACAAACACCGCAAACGUUAUCACGCUCUGCUAAUUCAUAAAAACAUUAUAAGAAACCCAGGUUCAUUGCCUUAACCCAGUUAUGGUACACUGGAACAAAUAGGAUUCAGGCACACUUCAACCUUACCAGUAUAUCGCGAUGGCGUUGUACAAUUCUUUAACGGGAGCAAUAUUUAUCGUUUGUCACUGCUACUUUGUUUAUUCCACUAUAAUCCCAGUUAUACCUUGCAGUCAUAUAAAAGACCAUCUAAAUUAUAAAGCACAAAAUAAAAUCGAUCAAGAAAUCAUGUUCGGUCUCGCUGACUUGCUUAGGGUUUACUUAACUUAUAAAAUUAUCAAUUCUAAUAUCAAGAGAAAUCCACCAAGUGUUGGGGAAACAAAUCAUUUAUUGUGCUUUGGACUUCGGUCAACACAUCAGCUAAGGUGUAAGCACCAGUAGGAACACCAAGUAUUCCCUUAAUGAUAAGAUCAAUGAUACCUUGGUAUUAGACAUAUUUAUCACCAUCA